Messenger RNA from Trichoderma breve, 2607 nucleotides. RefSeq lists its product as uncharacterized. The transcript is spliced from 2 exons. The coding region runs from base 1 to 2607 and encodes 868 amino acids. The record is from RefSeq and is a predicted model, not a curated record. NCBI's taxonomy places the organism in Eukaryota, Fungi, Ascomycota, Sordariomycetes, Hypocreales, Hypocreaceae.
AUGCAGACCCGGCGGUCCAAAAAGGCCGUCGAGCCUCCGCCAUCCUCGUCUCCUCCACAGCCCAUCAGGAGAAACCCACCUCGAGCGACUAAGCGGCGUGGAAACGAGGCCGUCGCCAGGGAAUCUAGUUCCUCCCCUAGCCCUCCUCCGAGCUCUUCGCCUACAAGACCGACGACUUCUCUCAUUCUUCCUCCUCCUCCUGCUCCUUCUUCUUCUUCUCUCCCAUCUCGUCCACCUCCGCCAGCAACCCCAUCACAUUCGUCCCCUGUGCUACCAAGCAUAGAACCUCCAAAGGGUCUAACAUCUGUGCCACGCAAAGGUUCCAUUGUGUUUGAUCCAAAGCCGCGUCGUGGCGCUCCUCGUCAUCCCAGCGUCAGUAGUAUAGCGACAAACCCUAGGAGGGACAACACUGACGACGAGGACGACGAGGACGACGAAAGCAUUGCCCCAGAGCCCAAAUCUGCGGCUCAGCUACUUGAAGAAGAGAUGGUCCAAAAUGAUGUCGAAGAGGCUGAGCAUGAGAUGAAGCUCGAGGCCGUGCCUUCGUUAGCUCGGGACGCCAAGAACCUCAUCGGCCAGUUGCAAAACAAGUCACGGCCGUCUUACGAAAAGGUGCUCCUCAUGAAACUGCAGUCAUUCAAGGCGUCUCGCAGCAUUUUCCAGGCUUCUCACCAAGCAUCCCCUUUUCUCGACUGGGAUUGGGUGGACAAGGCGGGAGAGGACAUCUCGGAGACGGAGAAUGCAGCCAUUCCACUCUCUAUCAAGCUGGCAAACAUUGCCACUGCUCUCAUGCAAAUAGAAAGCAUCGAGUCUGAGGGAGACAAUCCUGUGCCUUUUCUCGAGGCCGUAGACACCCUCUUUCCUCUGCAUUUUGCCGCGGAAGAAACGCAAUACAGGUCAAUGUCUCUGGAAAUCCGCACCCAGCGAGCCAUCGAGAGCAUAGCAAGGUCACCUCAGGCUACAGACCUGCGCGGCAUGCUGGGCCACGCGUUUUGUAAUAUGAAUGCUCCAGACGCCCCGGGCGACUAUGGCAGCCUUUUUAGCAAAGGCCCUUAUAAGCCUCUAGCGGACCUCGAUCAACAAUCGCUGGUCGAUGUUUGUUCGCAAAGAGUCUCCAACGUGUGGAAGAUAAUGUCUGAUGGCGGCAAGAGAGGGAUUAGGACUCCCGUGGAUCUGCCCAGCAUCCGAGCUCAGUACUCCCUCAAAGAGACGCUUAAAGACCUCAAAGAAUGGCUCAUGGACAGAUAUUCAACAAUUUCACAUUUGUUGAACAGGGCAGAGCAAGAGAAAGUCGCCAUGGAGAAAGAGAGGCUACGUGAGCAAUGGCGCGCCGAAGAGCAGCGGCUAUUCCGAGAGCAGCGAAAAGCUCGAGAGGAAGCGCGGCAAGCCCGAGAGAGGGAGCAAAAGGCUCGAGAAGAAGCCCGACAAGCUCAAGAGCGAGAGAAACGUGCUCGAGAAGCAGCAAAACAAGCCCGCGAGAGAGAGAAACACGCCCAAGAGCAAGAAAGAGCUCGCAAGGAGAAGGAGCGGCAAACUCGACAAGACAGGACUCGAAAGGCAGACAAGAGAGGGGCCCGCGAAGAAACAUACCCAGAUCCCCCACCCCUCGGCGACGAGAAUAGUUAUCCCGAUCACGAUUCUUUGGACGGAUCCUCCCAAGAUCUGAGCAUCUCCCAGCAAGAGCCGCCGCCACAACGGUUUAAAAGCCGAGAUAGAGACAGCUCUUUAUUUAUGGGCAGACAGCUACUUGGUCUACUCGGCGGUGUAUCUCUUACCCAACUACCUCCCUCAGGGUCCUCGCGCAAGCGAUCAUAUCGGCAGAGCGAAGAUCUUAGUGAGGUCGACGCCUCUGAUGAUAGUCAAGAAGAAGAGGAAGAAACGUACGAAGAGGAGGAAGAAGAGGAGGAGGAAGAGGACGACUUUGAAGUGGACUCUCGGCCUAAUAGAGGGGGCAAGGCAACUACUACCUCAUCCAGCGCUGUACAUCAGCAUCGGAAAUUGCCGACUGAACGCGACGACAGCAUAUACGACGUUAUCCCAGAGGAACAGAGGCCUGUUAAAAGGAGCAAGACAGCUUCCUCAUCCGCUCCCGUCCACAAGAGCCAAGAACAGCAAGUGGAAUAUCCUCGCCCUACUGCUAGUACCGCCACCGCGCGGUCACCUCCAUCCGUCCCUCCGUCUGCCUCCCCAGACUUUGCCGCCAUCCAACGGGUCAAGGAUCAGGCUCGCAUGAAUGCGCGAUUGAGCCAGCCCAAGUCUCUUAAAAGACGAUUAGGCUGGAGCGAUCGCGACUCCGCCACAUUAAUCGACCUCGUUGCCCGCCGUGCUGCCAGCUGGGCCAUCAUUGAAAGGGAAGACAGCCAGCUUUUCGAGCUUCCGCGGAACCAACAAGCCUACCGUGACAGAGCUCGCAACAUGAAGGUCGAUUUCCUCAUCUCCGACGCGAUUCUGCCACGGGGGUUCGACCAGGUCACGCUGAGCAAGAAGGAAAUUGACCGGCUGCAGAAAUUGGGCAAGAAUCAUGCCCGGCGAGAGCGUGAUAUAGAUAGGAACGGCAGGCCCACGAAUACAAAGGCUGAUAGUAGUAUGUCCUGGUUGGAAGAUUAA